GGGGGGGGAAGUGUAGGAAGGCCACAUGUGAGCGAUGUGUGUGGAAAGGUUUACAGCUUCAGUGGUGUUUCUUUAUUGAACUGAGGUUUUUCAUGAUAAUUUCCUGUGUGACUGUGUCUCUUUGUGUUUAACUGUUUAAAUUCAUGAAAAUGACCUUGCUAAACAACUUUAGUUUCGAAACCAGACACAACAUGUACGAUGUGUCUGUUUUCGCUUGAUGAAAUAACAUGAUAGAGAAACAGCUGCAGCACAGAGAUUAGUUUCACGACAUGGCUUAUAUUGACUUUUACUGUGUAGUUGUCUAAUAUGAACAUCAGGUUGAAUGAUUCACAAGUUCAGGGUCAAAUGAUAUGUAAUUAAAUAUAUAUUAUGUGUUAUUAUACUGUUUUAUAUAAUAAUGUAUAGUUAUAUCCAGAUUGUGACUUAAUCCACAACUUUUAUUAUAUUUUCUGGCUUUCACUAAGCUCGACAUGUUUAACCUCUGCAGCAGUGGGGCUCAUGCUCUGUGUCGGUCAGUUCUUUGACCAGACCUCCGCUAUGUUCCAAACUGAAACAUCUCCACUACUUUUGGAUGGUUGGUCAUUUACAGACAUUCAUGGUCCGCAGAGGAUGAAUCCUACUGAUGGUAGCAAACCCCCUAACGUAUCAUUUAACACCUCCAGCAAGUCAGUAAUUUCACAUGUCUGGUGAAACAGCUCAACUUCUGUUAGAAACUUAGCUAAAGAGAAAAUAUACUAUGGUUGCCAACUCUCAGUUUAGCGCCACCGUGUGUUUGAUAUUUGUGGAUUUGACCAGAAAAAAAUUGGCAAAGACAAUCAUGUCCUUCUCAACAUGAAUUGUAAGAACCUAUUGUCAUCGUCAGGUUAUUUGAAUCCGUGUAGUACUUUACUUUAUGAUCAGUUACCAUCAGUCUGGGCUGUGUUUAGAGCUAAUUAUCAUUCUAAUGUAAUAUGAUCUUGAACAUGGAAUCAUAUGACGGUGUUUGCACAACAAUGCAAACACAGUCAGUGCGAGCGUCUUAGCCUGCACACGCUUUUUUGCAGCUUCAGGGAGCUGUUAGAGCGGCUGCCUCCUUCGAAAAUGUAGAACACACCACCCACUUGGCAGCUGACGGCAACCAAACCAGCCCAUAAUGUUACCUGCAAAUCCUGUUUGACACACAGAGUCCCCUCAUUUUAAAGAAAGAAACUGUCAGUAACUGAUAUUUGGUAUAAGCCUAAAUUCUCAAAUGUCGGUGCACUAACAAAAGAAUCACUGAAAUCAUUAUCGGACACGACUAUUACAUGACUUGCUCCGCGGUGAGUAAAUGAUGACGUCCCACUGCCUGAGUGUUCCGACGCUCUCGAGGAGCCACUUCAGGAUGAUUUACCCUUUUGAGGCCCGUUGAUGAAUGACCUUUUCUUUCAAAUGUCCCCGUCUCCGACUGGACAAAGCUCCAGAGGAAAAAUAAUCAACUCUGAAGUGGGAGGAUCAAGAUUUUCUACUUAGUUAGGCUUCAAACCACUUGCAUCAGUGCAAGUGCCCCCCCCCCAUCCCACCUGCCCAAAAAAUGCUUUCUCUGCUAAACCUGACACUAUUUGGUGUAAAGGAAAUAAAUUAAGAAAGUCUUGUUCUGUAAACAUUAAAGGAAAAGCCUUUAUUAGUGUUCCUAAUGCUCAUUGGCCUUUUCAGGGUGAAUAAUAAGGAGUGGUAACGGAAUGGCAAUAUAUAUAUAUAGAGGCUUGUAUAUGUCUCUUUAAUUUGUUGUAUAUACAGUUUUUGUAUAUAUUUGAGUGAUGAAUCGUUCACAGUUUUGUUUUUUUUGCAGUAUGCACGUUGUGUUAUUGUGGCUUUUUUCCUUUAAUUGGCGUUACCUGCUCUUCUAUCCAAUUGUGACGUUGCAUGUGAUGUAAUAUCCAUAAGUGGGUCAAGACCUUCAGGCCGCAAGCAGAACCUGUGACUUUAUUCACCAUCACAUCUUUUUUAGUGAGGCAUCACAUUAAAGGGACUAAAUCUAAGGGACUAGGACAAUGACUCGACUCAUUUAGUCAACUUCCAAAUUUUAUUGUGUCUUUGCUGCACAGCAAAGUCUAGCUAGCCAUGUUAGCAUACAUCGGCAAAAGACAUAUUCACUGUUCAUUUCAUGAGUAGAUGCAUUUUUGUAUAUCUUUAUCUACUAGCCACAAUAAUAAAUCCUUUAAAAUUUUUCGACAGCUCUGGAAGAGCGCUAGCUUUGGUUCAAAAUUAACACCCAUGUGCAAAAAAAGCUCCUCUUUUGAGACACAUAUUUCCAAACAGACUCACUUCUUUUUCUUUCUUUUUGACCUUUCUGACACUAUUUGUAUUUAUCGUGUAAAUGUCACUCCUUCAAAUGUUUUAUUGGGAAUGAAGCAAUGUUGUAGUCUAAAGGUGAAACAAAAAAAAGUUUAAACAUUACCAUGUGCUUUGUAAGCUAUACACACCGUUGUCUCUAAGUAAAAGAGUAAGAGCUUUUAAAAUUGAUGUUAAUAUAUAUUCUGCACACUGUAUACAUGGUUGCUCUGCUUAUCCCACAAAUCCUUUAAAUCCUGUUAAAGAUUCAAACCUCCCCUCUAAUUCACUUGAGUAGACGAACCUGUCGCUUCAUAACUUUCCCUCAUCACAGCCAUAAACCCACAGAUGUUAGCAUUUCCCCGUCGUACUCGAGGUGAAAGUGAUUUUUUUUUUUAAACGCAGUUGCAUGACUCGGCAUAAAUCGAGGAAAGGUCCAACACUGUACAUUUUAUCAAAAGAAAAAGAAGCCGGUUGUAAAGACGUUUGGUUUGACUCGAUGAAAAGUCAUGUGGUUUCUAUUAAGGCCGUGCUGCAUGUCCUCAGCAGAUCCCCCUGUAGACCUGUCGUGACUGUCGCUGGCCACUCCACUUUGAAUUCCCCCAAAAAACAUGAACUGUAAACUGUUUGGUGUGGUGCCCCUUUUAUUCCCACAGCUGUGCUCUAAUUACGCAUUCCUGAAAAGCCAAUUAAAUUUCCCAGAUGUUCAAGAAAUGCUGUCUUUUCUGGUUUGUUCCUAAUCUCGGUGGAAAACAGAUGUAGGAGAAGAGUUUAUCAGGAUUUGACGUUUUUCUAAAUACCCCUUGCGCUAAAAGGACGAGACCUAAUUCAAAGUCUCGUGUUUAGAUUGACUUAUUCAGCUGCAACGGGCACGGUAAUAAAGAUCCUCCUGCGUGACAACCCGGUGUGUACGAAUGCAAGUAAACACAGCUUGACACUCUGUACACAGUCUGCCUUGGGUCAACACUCCAGGCUGCUGCUGCUGGUGGCGUAGUUCAUGUUUUCAUGUCACACUUGUACACAAAUACCAACCGAUCAUCAGUUGACUUUCAAAACCCAUCAGAGUAUUGUUUCUGACCAUGGGAUUCUCGUCAUGGCCUCAGGUAACCAUGUUCUAAUCGAGAAUGCCACGUAACAAAGGAAACAUCGUCCCAAACUUGUUUCGGGACCUCGAGGAAUUUCAAUGGCCCGUCAAGUCACCAGAUCUGAACUCACUGGACCGUAUGUGAGAUGUGGUAGAGCAGGAGAUUCAUAGCACGAAUGUGCAGCUGACAAAUCUGUAAAAAUCAUGUGAUGCAAUCAUGUGAAAAUGGAUCAUAAACUCGAAGGAAUGUUUACUACGUCUUGUGGAAUUCUACAACUAUGAACUGAGGCUCGUUUGAGCAAAGGGAGGAACUGAUCAUGUCAUGAGAACUAAAACAAACUUGUUUUAUCUUGUUUUUAUUACAAGAUAAAUUAUCUUGUUUUUAUAUCUCAGAGCAAGGGAAGUUUAAGCUAUUUAUGCUUUUUAGUUUUAGUAUAGAAGCAUAUUUGCCAGGAGUACUGAGAAAUAGAUGACUGGACAGAACAGGAGUAGAUGUUCAAAUAAGACAUCGGGUUGACAGGCAGAAGACUUUGAAAGAAUGUUAUAAAAGAUAUUUUAUCAUGAAAAGAAUAUGAAUUCCGAACUGUUAUUGUCUGAUUCUCGAGUGUUCAUGUUUAACUUUGAUCUCUUGAUAACUCUAACCCCAAAUUUGUGGAAAUGUCCUCAAGGUGUUGCUGAGUUAGCUCGAUCACCAGUGGGUUAGGGUUUGUGUUGUCAAAGGAGCAAAGCAAAAAACACUCAUUUCAAUGCAAAAAACUUAAUAAAGAGUGCCUCAAUCAAACAAUAACAAGUAGUGUGGGCUCAUGGGAGUUGUUGCCUUAACCACUGCCAUCAAAUAAUUCGGACUAAAGCAGUUUCAUGUUCAGCAGACGCAGAACCUCUCAAAGCAGCUGCGAGCGGAGCUGCCGUCAAUAUUUGCUCAACUUGCAUCUCUGAUAACUGAAGAUGUUCAAUAAAUAAAAUCCUAGUAGUAGUUUAAAACGGAUGUAAUAAAUAAAUGUGACUUAAAAUUGGACAAAAGUCAGUUUUGAACACUACUUGCAGAAAAGUCACAACACUAACACAUUUGUGAAGGGAUACAACACCAUUAAAAGGUAAAAUUAUGGAUUUCCGACUUACAGAUACCAACUUAACAUAUCCUAACCAUAACCCUAACAGAGCAAUGGUCAGUUCAGGUGCAGCAGAGACCUCGGGCCGACUCUGACCUGUAGGACAGUGAAGGUGAAACAAUCAAUCUGUGAUUGGAGAGCCUCUUCUACUAAUUGGACAAUUAGGGACAAGGGUGAAGGGAGAGGGGUCUCAAGGAACAUACACACACCCACCCACACACACACACACACACACACACACUCAGAGGGGGAGAUGUGGUCAUUCAACUAGUCGGUCAGUUUACAGCAGGUCAGGCCAAAGCAGCAAACCUCCUCAUGGCUUUUCGGAUAGCAGCAUCCCUCUACCUGUGUUUCCUGUUGGGAGUAAACGGCUGGCACGACCUGGACAACACAGAGUACGACUGCUGGCCGAUGAACAGUCCAAAUGAUUACAACAUGAUUAACUGUGGUGGUCUGGAGAUGGCCUGGGUGCAGCGGCCCCCGGAGAAGGUAACCAAUGGGGAGGAGUUCAACGUCUCGUACACAGUGACGGCCUCAGAUUCCUUCUACCAAUACGCAGUCAGGAACAAGAUCUUCCAGUUUAGUGAUGCGUCAGAGGCAAAGAGGUUCUGCCAUGAACACGAGUGCCCGGCAAACUGGAACAACGCCAACGAAAUGAACUGCUGCGUCUAUCACGCCAACAUCCACUCCUGCCCUCUGGGCCUCAUGAAACAAGGUGGAAUCUGUGGCCCGUGGAUCCCUGACGAUGGCAAAAUAGUGACUCACACUGUUUCCCAAGCAGGAAAGAUGUCCCAGAAAUACUGGACUUCAAAGGUGGUGCUGAUCCAUGUGGGAGUCACCUCGGUCAUUGCUCAUGUAAAGAUAGGACAGAUGCACGCAGCGCUGGAGUCCAAAGUGCUUGUAGUCAGUGCCCAAGUGUGUGGGGAUGACGUCUGCGAGCUGGAGGAAACCUGUCUGAACUGUCCGGCAGACUGCGGCAUCUGCCCCAUGUCCAUCGCAAUCAAAAUAGCCAUCGGGCUCCCGGUCGCCCUCUUCAGCAGCGGCUUCAUCCUGACCAUGGUGUGGCUUCAGUACCAGAAACAAAAGAUGUUUUGGGAUGAAAGCUGGAUCAUCAACUACAAAAACAUCAUAUUCGGUAGAGUGUGCUGGAUAGGCAACGGCAGCACCACCAGCCUGCAGCACGUCAAGAGUUACUCCACCAUCAGUCAAACUACUGACGUGACCGUGUGCACCGGAGUCAGUAACUCCUUCAAACAAGGCAUCAUCCAGCUAGGCAUAUACGAUGGGAGGACGGUGGCGGUGAAAAACCUCCAGAAGAAACACUUCACCCUGUCGAAAACCAUCAGGAGGGAGGUGAAAGAGGUCAGACAACUGGACCACCCCAAUCUGUGCAAGUUCAUCGGGGGUUCCAUCGAGGUUCCUUAUGUGUGCAUCAUCACGGAGCACUGCCCCAAAGGAAGCAUGUCUGACGUCCUGCUGAAUGACGACAUCCCCAUCAACUGGGGCUUCAGGCUGUCGUUUGCCACCGAUAUCGCCCGCGGGAUGUCCUACCUCCACCAGCACAAGAUGUUCCACGGGAGACUUCACUCCAGAAACUGCAUCAUUGAUGAUCGCUGGGUGUGCAAAGUCUCAGAUUAUGGGCUCACGGCGUACAGAAAGGAGGACUUUGAGGCCGUCAGUAACGGCUUCAACUGUGGGGAUAUAAACCGUAUCUACUGCGCUCCAGAGGUCCUGCUGGGCAGCAGCUCCAGUAUAACAGCAGCAGCAGACAUCUAUAGCUACUCCAUGAUUCUGGUGGAGAUUGCGACUCGCUCUGACCUCAUUUCAGAGCAGACUGAAGGCAUUAAGAUGGAUAUCAUGUGGCGCCCCCCUCUGCCUGAACUCAAAUCAGGGAAGGCAGAUACUGACUGUCCCAGUCAAGGAAAUUACUGUGAGCUUAUAAAGAGGUGCUGGUCUCAAAACAUCACCCUGAGGCCCACAUUCGAGCAGGUGAGGAAGAUGCUGGACAAGAUGAACCCACACAAAGUCAGCCCAGUGGACAUGAUGAUGAACCUGAUGGAGAAGUACAGCAAACAUCUGGAGGCCAUAGUGGCAGAGAGAACACAGGACCUUCUUCAAGAGAAGCAGAGGACGGAUCAAUUGUUAUACAGUAUGUUACCGAAACCAGUGGCUGAUGACCUCCGUCAAGGUCGGACAGCAGAGGCUCAGACCUUCUCCAACGCCACUGUCUACUUCAGCGACAUUGUUGGAUUCACCCAGCUGUCUGGUUCCAGUACUCCCUACCAGGUCGUGGACUUCCUCAACCAGCUCUACACCACCUUCGAUGAUAUUAUUGACAAUUACGAUGUUUACAAAGUGGAGACAAUAGGCGAUGCUUACAUGGUGGUCUCUGGGGUCCCUCAAGAAAAUGGCAUCAAUCAUGCUGGGGAGAUAGCCAGCAUGGCCUUGGAUCUGGUCAGCGUCUGCCACAACUUCAUGAUUCCCCAUAAGCCCGACACGCAGCUAAAGAUCCGUGCCGGCAUCCACUCAGGACCUGUGGUGGCCGGAGUGGUCGGCACCAAAAUGCCUCGCUACUGCCUCUUCGGGGACACUGUCAACACGGCAUCACGCAUGGAAUCAACUAGCGAAGCUCUGAAGAUCCAGGUGAGUGGGGCCACAGCUGACCUGCUUCACACGCUCCGAGGUUACGUUCUCACCUGCAGAGGAAAACUUGACGUGAAGGGCAAGGGGGAGAUGACAACAUGGUGGCUCGAAGCAAAGAGAAACGACUACUCAGACCCGCUGCGCAGAACAUCUGAAUCCAGGGGCGUCCCGGUACCUGUUAGUGACUAGAGCUCUGGAGCCCAAAAUGUGGUAAUAGGAAAAGUGGUUAGGUGUAGACAUAAUGAGAUGUAAGAUUAAGAAUAAUUAUAAUGUAGAUGUCACACUGCACUGUAAAUACACCACAUGUUGAUAGUGUCAAAGUGUGCCUCAUUGUGUUUCCAUAUUAUAUAAAGCUUCAUUAGCAUGGUAGCUGUCUGAGGCACUUUUCUGUUUUCUGAUGAAUUACUGCGAAAGGAGUUUAUUAUUCACUGCCUGAAACUAAAGACAUUGCCCCUACAGUAAGUUUAAAAAUGUCAUUGCUGAAAAAUCUACAUUUUUACUAACAACUGGAAUGUAACACUACACCCAGGUGCAAUUAACAAACGUAAUAAUGUCAUGUAAUGUCAGUGUUGCCUCCUGGAAAUGUAAAAGUUGUCAGUUGAACCUGUUUGUGUGUCUGCUCUGUAAAGGGGGAUUCUCCUUCAAAUGGAUUAACAAAUCAUUUGAAACCAAAAUCUUCUUCUUAUUUAAAUUCUGUUUUGAAUUUUCAAAAUGUUUCAUGCAGAUUAGAUUUGACACAUAACACUUACUCGUACAUUUUGUGGAAUGAGAACGCACAGUUUUCUAUAGUUUUAUGUGUAUUAUUAUGUAGUAUUUCUUAUCCCUUGCAGUGCUGUUUAUGUGUUAUUGUAUUGUUCUGUAUUAGUGAUUAUAUAAUUUACAUUAAAGUUACUUCCACGUUAUAAUUUGGCUCAUUCUUCUGGUGUAACUAUAUAUUUACAAGUACAGAAUAACAGAGAGAUACUGUGCAGUCACCUCAUUAUGUCAAGGUGUGGUAUUUUGGUGUUCAUCCUGACACAUGUAACUGACUAAUAAAGAAUAAUAUUUUAAAAUGUCA
This is a messenger RNA of Pleuronectes platessa (European plaice), 8182 nucleotides long. RefSeq names its product atrial natriuretic peptide receptor 2. The coding region runs from base 4798 to 7314 and encodes 838 amino acids. Gene Ontology annotation, biological process: intracellular signal transduction; protein phosphorylation; cGMP biosynthetic process. Lineage: Eukaryota; Metazoa; Chordata; Actinopteri; Pleuronectiformes; Pleuronectidae. The transcript is spliced from 23 exons. The record is from RefSeq and is a predicted model, not a curated record. Gene Ontology annotation, molecular function: guanylate cyclase activity; ATP binding; protein kinase activity.